AUGAUUCCAACAUACGAAACCGCAGCAGCGCUCGGUCUUGCGACGAUUGUAUGCCUGACCGUUCGGGGCGUCUACCUCGCCUUCUUGCACCCUUUGGCGAAGAUACCAGGUCCUAAGCUGUAUGCGCUCACGGACUGGAUCUACCUCUGCUACGUUGCUUUUGGAAUCUGGCCGUACAAACUGAAGAAGCUCCAUGAGAAAUACGGCUCAACUGUACGAUUCUCUCCAAAUGAAAUUUCAACUAUCCACCCUGAGGCCUGGAAGCAGGUGUAUGGCCAUAAGAAGGAAACAAGCCAGCAAUUUCUCAAAGAUCCAGACUUCUAUGAUGCCUCUGCCACGCCGGUGAAAGACAUCAUUCACGCUGAUAAUGAUGGCCACAAGAGGAUGCGCAGGGUUAUGGCCCACGCGUUCUCAGAAAAAGCACUACGCGGACAAUCAGACAUCCUCAAUCACCAUGUCAACCACUUUAUCUCGGGAAUAGCAGAGAGGAUGGGUCAAGGGCCUGUCGACAUUACACUGUGGUACACCUUCGCCACGUACGACGUGGUCGGAGAUCUCGCAUUUGGACAGUCCUUCGGAUGUCUCGAAAAGGGAGUCUUCGAUCCAGCUGUCGCUUCGGUUCAAAACAGCAUCAAGUUCGGAACCGUCGGGCAGAUCGUCAUCCGUCACCCAUGGGUUGCUCCAUUCUUCAACCUCUUCGUACCCCGACAUAUAGUGCAUGACUUCGAGUACAAUAUCCAACGCGGCGAGCAGAUAGUCAAAGACCGAAUCGACGGCAUUGUUAAAGGUCCCGAGCAUCAAGACCUGUUGGAUCUGGUGUUGCGACACAACGACGAGAAAGGGCUCUCGAGGGACGAGAUCGCCACCAACGCAACCACACUCAUUAUCGCUGGUAGUGAUACUACAGGCUCGAUCCUGGCUGGCACUACGUACAACAUACUCAUGAAUCGAGAGAAAUACGACCGCUUGGUCGGCGAGAUCCGAGAACGGUUCGCAAGUGAAGAGGAGAUCAACAUUGGAACUGUCAAUGAUCUGCCGUAUCUCCUUGCAGUGUUUGAUGAAUCCUUCCGCUUGUAUCCUCCUGUGCCAGUUGGAUUGCCCCGAGUCACGCCCCCAGGUGGUUGUUUCAUUGAUGGUUAUUUUCUACCCGAGAAUUCCAAGGUCUCGAUUCCCCAUUUGACAGCCUAUCAUUUCCCUGGGUUUUGGACAGACCCCGAGAAAUUCAUCCCAGAACGAUGGCUUGGUGAUGCACGCUAUGCCGACGAUAGGAGAGAUAUAUUGCAUCCGUUCUCUACAGGGCCCAGGAAUUGCAUCGGCAAGAACCUUGCGUAUGCCGAGAUGCGCCUUAUUAUGACACGUCUACUCUGGCGAUUUGACCUCCAUAUCCGACCUGAAAGCCAAGGCUGGCAUGACCAGCGUAUAUACUUCGCCUGGGAGAAGGGGCCUCUUAUGGUCGAUGUGACUGCCGUCAAGAGAUAA
Molecule: messenger RNA, 1479 nt
Organism: Thyridium curvatum
Lineage: Eukaryota; Fungi; Ascomycota; Sordariomycetes; Thyridiales; Thyridiaceae
Exons: 5
Coding region: 1-1479 (492 amino acids)
Molecular function (GO): monooxygenase activity; heme binding; oxidoreductase activity, acting on paired donors, with incorporation or reduction of molecular oxygen
Source: RefSeq, a predicted model, not a curated record